GUUACAACAGCACAGGGAAUGCUUGAAGACACAAAACUUCAGACUAUGCCUUUGGCAUUUGAAGAAAACAGCAACCAUGUAAGCAGGUGUGUGUUUUACUCUGUCUGUAGAUACCUCUUUGAGGAUACAUUCUACUAGGUAACAUCUGCAAUUUGGUAACAACUGGUCUGGAAUAAAAUGCUAGUAAGCAGUAAGAUUUACAGAAGAAUAAAAAAAGAAUAGCAAGACUCACUUGACUCAAUAAGCCUGUAAGCAUUCCUGUCCAACAGCUUUUAUUGAGAAGAGUAAGAUCCAGUAGAAGAGCAGUAAGAAGAAAAACAGCUGUAGAAAAUAUUAGUAUAGAUAACCGCAUUGCUGCCACAACCUAGCAAAAAACACGUAUACAUUCAAGUAUGUUGUUUACUGUAAGAACAUAAAGAAUUUUUCAGUCAUGGAAAUCAAAAAAUUAUCUUUUACUGAUUAAAAAAUUAUUCUCUAGAAUGCAUAUCAACUAUAACAUUUUGGGUUUAUUACUUUUAAAAUAUCCUAAGCCAUCCUAUUAUUUUAAAAACAAUUAUAUACACUUCAGCUUGCAAAAAUUAUUUGAUAUAUAGGAGAUUAAUUAGGUUAGCAGCAGGUUUAGCUGCUUCUCGCAGUCAAUAUUUUCCACUUUAGGAGGACACUAACCAGCCCGUCUCUUCACCAGGACAUGCCUAACCCUGGGAAGCCCUGCAGGCUCCCAGAGACAUGGGGCCUCAGCAGUUGAUAAAGCAAACCUAUAAUUCUGAUAAGUCACAGCAUGAGAUUCCUUUUACUGUCCCCUGAGCAAUGAGUGAUAGAUGUGAUGACAUACUGCCACACUUGUUCCUCAGUAAUAAAAGGCUAUUUGGCCUGGGGAAAGCCUGACUCUUCACUGGAAACAACACUACUGAUGACAGCAGCUGGCAAACUUGGUGAUGACUUGGGUACACAACAAAGAAAACACUCUACUGUUCACAAAAACAUAACACAUGCCAGAACUUCAACCCUUCCCUGCAUUCAGAAUGAGCAGCUUUUGCUUCUCUCACCCUGCUACUACCACAAGCACUUUGGACAGGUCCCUGAGACCUCAGGGACUUAAUGUUCCUCUUCAACCACUCACCAAACCCUCUGCUUCACCCAGACAACAGAACAAGUGUCAACUGCAUCUCCCCAGGCUGCUGACAGCUCUUGAUUGCUAUUACAGACUGGGGCUGUGCCAAGUUUCUAAAGCAGAGUCUUCAAGUCUUCUACAUCCAGAGCUGAGGCCAGCAUGGUAAAAACAGGGCUGGGAGCAGCUCCUGCAGCAGUGGCUUGCACACAAUUGUCACUUCCUUUGGAAACCUGGUCCCAGCUCAGAUGCAGAGUUUUCCUGCAAACCUGGCCCUUAAAGCCCAUACCUGUUCCCACUGCAAUCAGUGGCAACUGAAUCAGUUCUGAUUGCUUUAAUAAGGGCAGGCACAGCAACUUAAUUAGAAAAUUAGUAACUGCAAGGAAAGGAGGGAAUGCUCAACAGCCUGGCAGAUCCCUGGAAGGAAGAAAGCAAAGGAGCCAGUUGUCCUUAAGACCAAGAUUUUAGCCUUUCACUAAAAAAAAACCCCAAGAAAAAAAAAAAAAAAAAGAUAAUAUGAGAGAUUGGCAAAAUGGCCUUGAAGGUGUUUUAAACAUCUUGUAUAAUAUAUAAUUGCUUUUCAGCUCUUGAGUACUCUACUUUUAGAUCUAUCCCCUGGGAAGAAAAUAUGAAACAUGCUGAAAUGCACAGCCCUCAACAGCAAUCAGUAUUUUCCACUUUCCUUUGUGCUAGAAGUAAUUAAAACUUUGCUUAAAACUUCUUGCUAUUUGACAGGUACAAAGACAAAUCAAGUCUAAGGUAUGUUUUUCAUGUUAGCCCAGCUGAGUGCCAGAGAGAUAUUUUUCAUCAGCUCCUGUGUUUUAAGAAAAUUGAGAUUCUCAACUCAUUACUCCAUGAAAAAUCUUAGUGUCUGGAGGCUCACAGCCAAACACUCCAGAAUUUUUAUGUGUUCGGAUUACCUGCAGUCAUGGAGGGCUUGCAUAACAGGCUUUUAGGGGGCUAUUUGUACCCUGGUAAAUGCACACACCUGAAGGCAGGACCACCAGGGCCAAGCCAAGCUGUGCAGUGUUAACCCACGUGCCCCCCCAUCUGCAGUAUUUGGGAAAAAAACUACCCUUUGAGCAAUCUAUUCACGAUGACAUUUGAACUUGUUUUUGACAGAAGUAUCUGCUUAAUACCUACUGUGACCUAGCCAUCAGCAAUCAUUUGCCUAGGGGCAAUAAGAGGAUCAAGGCCUGGGAAUAUGCAAUGGAACAUUUGAUAGAAUAGAUAUAGGGUAAGAAUUAACUUGGAUAUGCUUUAUCGGGAUAAAUAAUAAACACUGACUUGUGUUUAUUAGUCUGGGUGAAGCCAUUUUGUUCUGUCCUCAAAUGAGGGAAACAUGAGCUUAAGAGACUCUGGCUCUCCCACUUUCAGCUCUGUAUGACACAAAUAUACCAGCUGCUGGCUCUGACAGGGGUCUGAGAUGUAGUAUGCCAAUGCAUGAGAAAAAUUCUUUGUCUAAAAAAAUCCCUUCUGUUCAGAGCAGUGUCCUGUUGGAGUUAAUUGCUAAGCUACCAGCAGUCAAGAAAGAAACCAGAAGCUAUAACUUUUUGAAUUUCCAAAGCUCUGGAAUAGGAUCUAACUCAGCUAACAAGAUGCAUCAACCUAGAAUUCAGUACAGAAGGCAAGAUACGUGGUCAAAACUUUUGAAGUGGGCAGAAAUUUUGCCUGUGAGAAAACCCAGAUGCAGGCCCUUCAUUAGCAGCACCCAGCCCUUGGCAAAAUUACAUCUUGCCUUUCUCCUGCACCACCCUUCAUCACUGAUGUCUGGGUUAGCAGAGAGCACUUACACAAUCUCUACAGCCUCCUGCCUCUGGAACAACAGAACAGAAGCAAAACACCACAGGGGAUGAAAUGAGGCAACAAAAACAUCUAGGUUGUGUUAGGACAGUGUGCAACAGCUCACUUUGAUGUGAAUGUGGGACUUGCUCGUGGAUGUCUUUCCUAGCCUUAAUGAUUGCUUCUAUUAGGCUGCUCAGACAGAGUGCUGUGAUAGUCCAUUUCUGGGUACAAGCUUAGCCCCUCAGUACAGAAAAAACAAGUGUUUCUAAGCAAGACUCUUGCAGCUGAAUCUGCUCAGGGAUUAGUGCACUCUGGUAAGGGCAUAAUUUGUGGGCAUUUACAAAAUGUCCUUAAAAUGCUAUGUGUUAGAAGGGUGCAGCUAACAUUGCAGUAGGUACAUUGCAGUAUUUAUAUAAUAUUCUCUGACAAAUUUGUGUAUGCACCAGGAUGACACUGGUAGCCAACAUUACAUUCAAACAUCUUCUGUAAUCUCAGUAUGAGUAAUAUGCUGUAAUUGCCCAUUACUGCUUAACCCCCAAAAUAUUAUGAGCUGCUCCCAUUCUCUGCCUGCCAUAAUCUCUUUUUGUGUCUGACUCAUGGACAGCUUCUGCCAGGCAUGCUCACAUUGGUUAGCACCUCAGGGCUGCAUCAUCCAGCAUCAUGCUGAUCACAGUCCAAAUGGUUCAGCCUGUGAGAAAUUCCGUGUAUCUACAGGCACCCCAUUUACUUUCAGAGGCUGGAAGACUGCAGGGAUGAACUUCCUAAUCUAUGAGAACACAGGCUGGAACGACAAACAAAACACAUCAGAGCCAUCAUCCCAUUUUGCUUUUACUAAGCUAUAAUCACAGUUCUCAAGAAAUAAAUAGAGUCAACACAGAAAUGACAAAGGAAUAAAGCACAAUCUGUCUUACUGCAUUUACAUUUUUUAAUAGAGUCUUUCAAUUUUUUUAAGAACAAGCAUUUUUAUAUUUCAUGAAAAGGUACAAUAUGUAGCUGGAUGGCCUCUGCAUGGAAGAAAAUAUCACUGUGAAAAUGUGUCUCUUCAUCCUCUAGAAACUAUUACUUCACAUGUAAUGUACAGGACAAGCAGACAGGGCCAAGUUCAAAAGUUAUAACUUCAUGGUGGGAAGUGCCUUUUGUAUGAGCCUAAUACUCGCAUAUCAUGCUGAGAAAGUGGAAGACUUUAGUAUAAGGCCUUUGCCAGAGCAAAGAGAUUUAGAAAAAGAAGUGUCAGACUACAAUACAGGAUCAAAAAAAAGAGAGAAUAUUCCAAUUUCUCCACUAUCUGUGCUAUUGAAAUCAGGUAACUUAAGCUCUUGAAAACUUAGAUAGGGCUCUUAAAUGAGCUUUUUUGCAUGUGGCCCUGCAUACCCUAUAAAAUACAUGAAUUCAUCCAACUUGCACAUGGAACUUUCUAAGUGCAUAGAUCUUUUGCAUAAUUAAAAGCAUAAUUAUACCUAUCAUGACAAUUUCCUUAUGGCUACCAUGGGCUAUCCACAUGUGCAACUCCAAGUGCUUCUCUUGGGCUCCAUAGGUCCAAAGAGCAUAAAACCAAAAACAUAUUGAAUUACCCUCCCCUUACUGCAAGAGCAACUCAUGUAUCCUUUCCUUACUGGAAUGCUUCGCUUCACCAGUAGGAGCUAGGUAUUUAAUAGAUUUAUUAUGUAAAAUGCUACUUCGUGUGGCAUGAUGUCAUUUUUUAUGUUUCUCUGGGAUCAUCCCUUUGACAUCUUUCCAGGAUGCAGGCCUAGGUCCUGUAGCACUGCUCCCAGUUCCCAAAACACAACACCCCGUUUGCAGUCCCGCCUUAGCCAGCAGCAGCAUCUGUCCCACGCUGGAGCCCCGGAAAUUCUCCAUCCUUCAUUCGCCAGGCACAGCUGUGUGCAGCGAGGCAGGGGCUAGCCAUUCCAUGGCUAAUGAGGAAGAGGAGAGAACAGAAAGCAGAUCCAGCCCACGAAGUGCUGCUAAGGAGGAAGGUGGCACCGGUACCUCCAUUGCCAGACUCGCCGCGCUGCUUCGCACCCUCCCUUCAGCGCGGCCGGGCCGGGCCGCCCUCAGCCCUUCCCUAGCGCGGCCGGGCUGGCCGGGCAGCUUAUGUAAGGGCAGAGGCGGGGCCGGCCCGGCUGCGGGGGCGGUGGCAGCAGCAGAGCCAUGUCCUGGUACCGCAACACCGUGUGGUUCGUGAAGGGGCUGCGGGAGUACACCAGGUGGCACGGUUCAUCUGGUUUGCCGAAAUAAGGAAAGGGCUGAAGUUGCCAAAGAGGAAAUAGUGGCAGAAACGGGCAAUCAGCUCCCUAGUGUGACAACCAACAUUACUCUACAGUUCUUUAAUGGAGGAGAAUUAGAUCAGUCCUUUUGUAGAAAUAAAUGCUUUCCAGCUGACUAUAGCUGUGUAAUCCCAUGGCUUUAGUAAGGCUGUUGAUUAUCUGUGUUACCUCCUUCUCUAACUGUAGUCAGGCUGCCUGGGAAGAGAGAACAUCUUCUUGCACAUUGUGGAUAUAUCUAAUCCCAAGGAAAUAUGGAAAUUUGCUGAAAAAUUCCAAAAUGAACAUAAAUUAAAUGUGUUGAUCAACAAUGCGGGAUGUAUGGUGAAUAACAGAGAGUUAACUGAAGAUGGACUUGAAAAGAACUUUGCAACAAACACUUUGGGUACAUAUAUCAUGACAACUGCCCUGGUGCCCCUCCUGGAAAAAGCAGCUGAUGCCAGAGUGAUAACUGUCUCUUCUGGGGGCAUGCUAGUUCAAAAAUUAAAUGUAUCUGACUUGCAGUCGGGAAAUGGGCCAUUUGAUGGAACUAUGGUGUAUGCACAGAACAAGAGACAGCAAGUUGUCCUGACAGAACAGUGGGCAAAGACUUACAGAAAUAUCCAUUUCUCUGUGAUGCACCCUGGCUGGGCAGACACUCCAGCUGUGAGGUCAUCCAUGCCUGAUUUCUACGAGAGGAUGAAGAACUCACUGCGCACAGAGGCCCAGGGAGCUGACACCGUCCUGUGGCUGGCAGUGUCAGCUGAAGCAACAAAGCUGCCCAGUGGCUUGUUCUUCCAAGACAGACAACCAGUCCCUACACACUUACCCCUAGCAUACACCCACAGUCCACCAGAGGAUGAAGAGAAACUAGUGGAGAUGCUGGAAGAGUUCUCCCAGAAGUUUAAAUCUGUUUCUCCAGGAAUUUAGUGUCUGCUGACACAGUGUCACCACAAAUCUUCUAAUUACACAGUAAUCUGCUGUUGAGGGGAAGUAGGAUGCCGUAGGCCUGUUAAAAACAAAUUAGGUUCAGGUGUUCUCAUAAUGAGAUGGUAGAGUGGCACCUGUGUGCCAAGUCUGCUGCCAAGUCUCUCCCAUUGUGAAAAUGCAGUUGCUGCCUCAAGACACGCUAAGGUUGUGUUCUUUGGAUUGGAAGAAAAAUUGAGAGGCAUUAAAAUAAGCCCUGAGACUUUGUAAAGUUACCUAGAAUAAUUUAAAACACUCAGCACAGAGAAAUGCAGAGGAGUGUACUUUCAGUAGCUUUCAUGAAGGACUUCAGGAAAGUGGGAAUGUUUUAAACAAUUUUUAACUCCUAUAUUUGACAGGUUGGUGGCUUCCUUCUCUGCAUGAGGGUGAUUAGGCUCAAACAUGUAACUGGGAAUGCAGAAACUGUCUUGCAGAGCCUGCUUAGUUUAAAGGGAAGGAUUCCUCACAGCCUUUAGUUUCUAUAAAUUGGUGCUGGUAUGCAGAAGUGAUCUGCUUCCUCAUGUUUAAAUAGCAAGAAUACAGGAACACUGCCAAAUGCCUUCCACAUUACUUGAUGGAGCCAGGGCUAAAUAUUAUCCCAUUUAUGUCAAAAUACCAUGAAGUAGGAGGUUUCAACACAACACACCCAGACAUGUCUGGAGACAGCAGAGAAAUAGUUGCAUGACUGUAGGCAUGAAAAGAAACAAUGUGCUAAGGUAUACCUUGCAUGCUUGCUCUUUCUGUGAGAGAUUAAAGGGGAUUGUUUUAUCACUGUGAAUGGAUUAAGAGGGGAAGGGAACACUGGCAGGGCACAGGUUUUAGAGGAGAAUCUACCUCCUGAUGCGAGGUUUGUGUUUUGUCUGGAUCUGUUUACUUCCAGACACAGAGGACAGGAUUCAUCUUACCUGUCUGUGGACAUUUGAAUUACUCACUGAAUUUGUCACUCUAAAUCAGUAGAGGGAAAAAUGGGCUUUUCACAGGGAUUUACUGGAUCUAGUUUAAGAAACACCACCUACAGUGCUGCAUCUUUCUAACAGUGCUGAAGACAAUCAGCUCAGACUAAGACAUUCUGGUGGGACUAAUUUUAUCUUAAUUAUUUCAGAUUUACUGCAAAGCCAAAACUAUUACUAACCAAGGUAAUGCCUUUACUCCUGAACUGAUUGUGUUUAUUAACCAGCUGCCUCCAGAACUCAGCCAAGUUGCUGCAUUGUUUCACAUGUGGCUCACACCAGUGUGGUAGGACCAAGGGUCUAAACACAAAUGUAACACAGAUGUUCUUGAGCUCUCUGCAGUGACUGGCAGCUAAAAACUGCUGAUGGACAAAGGAGAGCUCCUUCCAUCUGCUCUACAUAAUUUAGUUUCCUCCUGGCUGAUGGUAUUUCUUCAUCAGUCAAACAACUCCUAUUAAGUAAGAGUUUAAGAAAAAAAACUGCUGUUUUCAGUCAAUGUCCUUAAAAAUAAAGACUUUACUGUCAGAGAAGCCCUGAGAAAAGAUUUCCCAUGAUAAGCAGUGCUGAGACCAGUCAAGCUGUCACAGCUCCUCCUGAAGAGGCUGGGUCACCAUUCAAGUUAUUGCCUCAUUUAUAAAAUUAACUCCUUCUUGCACUUCAGUGAAAGAAAACAACAGCAAGGCUUGUACAGAGGUUUAUUUCCUGCAAAUCUGAUAUUAACAUUUUCUGUGGUUUCAACUGUUAAAUACAGUUACCCAAAACAAGAGCAUGGCUGGAAGUAUAUAUAGUAACUACAUUUCUUAACCCAAUAGCUGCAAGGCUAAUAAAAACAUUUGCAUUAUUUAGUAUUUACACCAAUUUGCUUCUCAGCUCUGCAGUACAGAAGAAAAGUUUAAUGACUGGUAUUUAAAUAGUUCAUAAAAGUAAAAACUGUGCACUGUAUUUGUAUAUAUUUAACACAUUUUAGUCCACAUUCUGCACUAGUGUAUUUGAAUAUGUCUGUAUUUUUAAUUUUGUGUCUCAGCUUAAAAAUGAAGUCAAAAUUAAGAAAACUGCUUUAAUUAAAGUUUGGUCACAGUGUCAAAGAGUAA
This is a messenger RNA of Taeniopygia guttata (zebra finch), 8143 nucleotides long. It is a transcript of the gene DHRS12, whose product is annotated as dehydrogenase/reductase 12. NCBI's taxonomy places the organism in Eukaryota, Metazoa, Chordata, Aves, Passeriformes, Estrildidae. The record is from RefSeq and is a predicted model, not a curated record.